This is a messenger RNA of Lactuca virosa, 2261 nucleotides long. The record is from the annotation of a GenBank genome assembly. NCBI's taxonomy places the organism in Eukaryota, Viridiplantae, Streptophyta, Magnoliopsida, Asterales, Asteraceae.
GCAUUUAGAUCUCAAUCAAAAAGCGGAUUUAACUUUAAAAGGUGUAGUGGGUACUAUCAUUAAAGAUUAUUUUCCGCGGCUGACACAAUCACAACGACAAUUAUUCGAAGCUUCGCCGUUUGGAAUAUUCUUAGGAAUGCAUAUCCCACAUGGUGAUCCGUUACUUGUGCAUUUGAUGAUGUUGCACGAAGUAAGGUCUCAAGAAGUAUUUGAAAUGGGGAGGUUUUUUUUUGAUAUACAAGGGACGCAUUUGGAUUUUGGUGAAACGGAAUAUAUUCUCAUUUGUGGUUUAAAGGUUGGUCCUUAUGUGGAUUUACUCCACGAUGAAAAAGGCCGGUCAAAUUCAAGUCUUCGUGCUCGGUUGUUCCCAGACAUUUCUGAUGCGCGUAUGCGGUUGAAAGAUUUGGAAGACUUCAUUAUGUCUCCAAAAUAUUUAGCAGUUCAAGAUGAAGAUGUUGUGAUGCUUAUCCAGCUUGUUUUUGUGUUGAAGGGACUCCACGGACGGGACGUUAAAACGUGCAUUCCCGCUGCAAUAUACAAGCUUGCUGAUAAUAAAGAUGAUUGGAACAGGUAUUACAUUUAAAUAUUGUGUAAAAAUAGAAUACAAUAAUAAUAACUAUAAUAUACAAUAUGAAAAUUGCAGGUUUGCAUGGGGUACGUAUUUUUGGAGGUAUACUUCGCGGAUGAUGCGUGGAAUGUUUAAGAAAAUAGUAGAAUUUAGACAAUUCAAGGAGGUCAAUCCCGAAUCCAAGAAAAUACACAAGUAUACCGUUCCUGGUUUUAUGCUGCCGUUUAAGAUCUAGAUUUUGGAGACGUUCCCCGAGGCAACCAAAUUUUAUGUACGCAUCCCGACAGAAUUGCCGCGGAUGAGGUCGUGGAGAAGUAAAACACCGUUAUCUUGGGAUAACUGUCGUCGAAUAAUCAACGUGCUUGUGCCUAACAACGUACCUAUUCCAGUCGUGGCAAAUGGGACGGAGCUGAUGUUGCCGUUUUAUGUUCGCUACGUCAAUUGGACUCUUAACCAUGAAGAGUCUCCUCCACCGCAACAUAGUCCGGUCCGAAAUAGUCCACCUGUUGUUGCCUCGCCUCCUCGAAGAACUAUAUACAAGUCGGAUACAUGUUCGAUUGAAUCUGCCACAAAUGCUUCUUCCUCGCAACAUCCUGAAAUAGAAACAACUUAUACGUCAAGCGACACAUCAACGAGGGUCGUAAAGAAGAAGAAGAGUAGCACAAAGGCAUUUGUGAAGCGUCUACUAGGCGUUGGGGCUGAGUUAUCAUCUAAAGUAGAUCGUGUAUUACAUGAAAAAGAUGAGCCAAACAAACGGUUUGUAGAGGAGGAGGAGGAGGAGGAGGAGAUGAUAAAUGAAGAGGAUGAAGAACCAUAUUACCAUGAUACACAGUUCGACUAUGGUGGUUUGGAGGAGAAAUUUGUGCCUACACCUACGCAUGGUGAGCCGUCACAAGACGUGGGUGAACAUGACACAAAAAUAGUGACUCUUAUUGGUAGGCCGCAACGAAAGAGGGUUGUUGCAUGGUAUCAGCGGACUCCGUUCACAGUGAUGCAAUCGACAGCAAAAUUGAAGAAAAUCAGCAAGACAAGGAAGAAAAAAAUAGAGGAGAGUCCUAAAAAAACAAAUGAGGACAUUGUCAAUGCAGAGAGUAGUGACGUUUCAAACCAUCUCUUGUUGGACAGUAUUUAUAGUAAUAGUCCGAUGAGUUUUUGGAAAGAAUGGAGUGUGCUCUCUUCCAAACUCAUCACUAAACAUAGGCUGCAUAUUCUCCCACUAGAUAUGGAUUUUUGGUCGAGGUUACUUUCUGUUACUGACAAAGGGUGGUUACUUUCUUCGGUUCUAUCCGUAAUAAAUGUUAUUAGUGCCCAUUCGUUUAUGGCGGUGCUACAUUUAGAUACCUGGAAAGUAGAAAUUUAUGAUUCAGCACGAAUUGCGGGUUACUUCUCAAAGUACUUAACUGGUGGAGAAUUCACAAGUUUUGGAGAUAGUAUUAUCUCAGAGUUAGAUGUCAUUGAGUACUGGAAACAUUUCCCCGUUGGACACAAAGACAAAGCAAAGCUGGAGUUUGUUGAUGUUGUAGACGUGUCACAACAAGAAUAUAGUCUUGACAGAGGGGAUUGUGGAGUAUUUGUAUGCAUGUUUAUGGAAAUGAUUGUUUCGGGGGUACCAGUGAAGAUUUCUACGGCACGUAGAGAUGCGGGAUUUCUCUACAGAAAUAAGAUGGCAAAUGUUAUUUGGGAUACUAUAUAG